UGCCUGGUGCAGCACAUGUUUUCUGGGUCACUCCUCAGCCCUCAGAGGGCUUCAUCCACAUGAGCAACAGCGAGAGAGGGUGGGGGUGAGAGAGGAAAAGGUAUUUAUAGAAAAAUGGGGCUUCGCAGUACCUUUUCUUGCAGUGAACCAUUUCAGGACCAAGUGAGUUUGUCCCAGUUUCGUGCUCGCUGUUCAGCCAUAGGGUUUGGAGCGAGGCUGAGGCUGGCCAGCCUCGCCCAGGAUGGAGAGCCUGACUCUCAGACGCUCUGACCUCCAUCUGCUCUAGUCUUCACUGCUGGUUCUCUAAGAGCAGGGGAAGGUGCGAUCCUCAAACCCAACAAAUGUGAACUCUUAGAUUCCCUCCAUCUGUUCAUGUGGGCGGAGGCUUUUGGGGGUAGUGUGUUAGUUCAGGUGAGGAGCAGCACUGGGGUGUCCGAGGGGCACUCUUUGGCUGCGUCGACCCCCAGGCUGGGGGUGAAGAAAGGCUGGCUGGAACGUGCCCUGCAGCAAGCCGGGCAAGGAUGAGGCGAUUCCUGAGCAGAAAGGGCCGCUUCUCCCUGCGCCAAAGCAAGUCCGGGACCCGGAGUUCCUCUAAAGAUUUCUUCCUUGGCCUACCUGCCACGAACCAGAACUGGCCAGAUGCAUUUGGCUUCCGACUGGGAGGCACCGGGCCCAGCUACAUCCUGUCCGUGGUGGAGGGCAGCAGCGCCUACCUUGCCGGCUUGCAGCCAGGUGAUCAGGUGGUAGACAUUGAGGGCCAAGACGUGACCAACCUCAGCACACCAGCUUUGAUCGCUCUGGCUCAGACUCUGAAGACUGUACCGCCCAGCAUUGGAGUGGUGUCACGCACCCAACAGAUUGACAUCACCCCAGGCCCAGAUGGGCGUUUUGGCUUCACCAUCGUGGGAGACAGCCCUCUGAUGGUUGAGGAAAGCAUACCAGGAGGUCCUGCAGCACGCAGCGGCCUCAAAGUUAAUGACUACGUCCUGGAGGUCAACGGAAUCCCUGUGAAGCAUCACGAAACGGCAGCGGCCAUGAUCAAAGCGGCGCAGGGCCGACCUCUGCGUCUGGGCGUGCUCAGUAUGGCUCGCCGAAACAAGAGGCUGAGCAGCAGCAUGAGGGUUCUGUCUCAGAGCGGAGACAGCGUCAGGGACAGUCGGGCUCACAAGGCCAUGGAGUUCAAUAAGAAAGUGGAGGAGGUUCUCGGAGAGGAGCCAGAUGUGAAGGAGCAGCUGUUUGACGUGUUAAAGCAGUACGCCUCAGAGAGGGAUGUGGAGAGUCUGGCUGAAGCCCUGCCUGAUAUUUUGAUCACCGAAGAGCAUCAGCAGCUGAUCGACAGUGUCAGGAUCUUCAUUCCCAAGAAGCACCGGGAGCGUUUUGACGAGGUAGUUUCUCAGAGCUUGAUGAGCCGCCUGAAAGGGCGAAGCUUCAGCGACCCCAGCCGUAGCCGCCUUCGUCGCAGCCGAAGCGAGGACCACCCAGAGCGCCUGCUCGUCUCCACCCGUGCCAGCUCUGUGCCACGCACCCAAGCAGAGGAGGGCGUGGCCCCACCUGCCCGAGGCAUGCGCAAGACCACCUCCCUCAUUGCUGGCCACUCUGGUGGCACCACCAACUGCAGGACAGUUAGAGUUUGCAAAGGCAACAUGAGCUUUGGCUUCACUCUGAGAGGCCACGCACCGGUGUGGAUUGAUUCUGUGAUCCCUGGAAGCCCUGCAGAUAAGGCAGGUUUAAAACCAGGAGACCGGAUCCUGUUUCUCAAUGGACUGGACAUGCGAACCUCCUCACAUGAGAAAGUGGUGUCCAUGCUGCAAGGAAGUGGUGCGAUGCCCACCCUGGUGGUGGAGGAGGGCACGCCAACCUUCACUCUGUCCGAGCAGGACCUCCCAGGGGGCGGCGUUCCUGCAGAGCGCGCCUGCUCUCCGGCACUCAGUUCCCUGCAAUGGGUGGCAGAGAUUCUUCCCCAGAGUAUCAGGGUUGACGGCCGGACUUUUGGACAACAGCUGGAGCACCUGCUGACCAUCCAGGAGAGGUACACCAUCUGCAAGGCCCUAGAGAACUUCUUCCAGCACAGGAAUGUAGACACGCUGAUCGUGGAUGUGUUCCCAGUGCUGGAUACUCCAGCCAAACAGGUGAUCUGGCAGUUUGUUUACCAGCUGCUGACGUAUGAAGAACAGGAGCACUGCCAGAACAAGAUCUCCCUUUUUCUUGGAUACAAAGCACCAGUUCCACCACCACCACCACCACCUCCCCCUCCUCCGGAGCCUGAGCCUGCCCCUGAGCCCCAUCGCCGUAGCAGCUCCAUGAGGGUGACGGGGACCACGUACAGGAGCAGUGUGAGGGGACGUAGCUCUGAUGACCUGGUCAUUGGCACACACUUGGGCAUGGGCCUUCUAUCAGCAGGCCUGCGCACCGAGCCGGGACAGGACACGGGUAUGAGACUGGCUCCAGGAGAAAGACAAUCAGGAGACGGCACUUCUCUGCCCGAGACCCCCAACAACCUCACCAAUCUGUCAGCAGUGUAUGCUGAACUGGAAAACAUGUACUCAUCCAAGAGGUCCAAAUCCCUGAAGAGUCGUCCUCCUCCUGACCCAGAGACUUUACUGGACAUGGAUUCUCCGUCACAGCCAGAAUCUCCUACAAUAAAUGCAAACACAGGUAGUCAUAAAGGCCCUUCACCCCAUUCAUCCUGGCCAGAUCCUCUGCCCAGUCCACCUGCAUCCCAGUUCUACCCACCAGGGCUGACGAGCCAAACCAGCGGGGAGUCUAACCCCUACAUCAGCCUGGACAGUCCCCCUCCCUCACCUCCAGAACCAGAUUUCCCCUCCAGCCCACCUGUCUACCGCAACAACAAGCGGCGCUACACCUUCUCCAAACCUCCUCGUUCAGAAGACACAGAUCGCUUUUUGGAUGCCUUGAGUGAGCAGCUGGGACAGAAAAUGGCACUAGUGGACGACUUCCUGACCCCUGAGAAUGAUUAUGAAGAGAUGGGCUACCCAGAUGAGGAUGAGGAGGACAAUGACGAUGAGCUUGCGGUGGAUGAAGAUGAGAAUGGAGGAUUUGUGGCACCAGAGCUAAGCAGCCCAAGUGAUGUCCAAAGCAGCAGCGGAGAAGAGAAUGCCUCCUCCCUCACGUAUUCUUCUUCCUCUGAUCACAUUCCUCCACCACCUAUGUCACCUCCGCCACCCCCACCUGUUCAGUUCAAUGACCCACCUCCUCCCCCACCUCCACCUGCACAGAGUCAACCUCAGCACCAACAACAGCAGGAAUUACUUAGCCUUGCUCCUGAGCAGUUAAGAGGAUACCUGCCCAUCCGUAGGAAAUCUGGUCCUCCUCCACCUCCUCCUCCACGCAGUAAUCCACCACCAAAACGCCACUCCUUACAUAAAGUCCUUCCAACAAGAGAUGAUCUGCAGGUGCAUGCUACCAUACAGGAGCUCAAAGCAUACCAACAACAAGCUUACCAGGAAAGACAAGCAUUCGAGGAGCAGCAAGCGUACAAAGAGAGGCGGGCGUACGAAGAGCAAAAAGCCUUUGAGGAACAGCAACUUUUCCAGGAUCAACAAGAACAACAGGCUUGCAAGGAAAAGCUUUACAAAGAGAGACAAGCUUAUGAGGAGCAGAAAGUUUACGAAGUGCAAAAGGCUUUUGAGGAGCAACAAAUGUACCAAGAGCAGCAAGUCUACCAGGAACAAAAAGCACAUGAGCAGCAUCAAGCCUACAAUGAGCAGAAAGCCUUUCAAGAGCUUCAAGCCUACCAGGAACAGAAAGCCUACAAGGAGCGUAGAGCUUUUGAGGAGCGUCAAGCCUACGAGGAGCAACAAGCAUACCAGGAGCAACAGAUGCAGCAGAUCUACCAGAGCCACCAGUCGAUGCCUGUUCAACCAACACAGCAGAAAUCCCAUUCUCCUCUGCCCCUUCAACAGCCUCACCAGUCCUUACCUACCUUUCCUUCCCCAGACCCCACCCAUCCAAACGCCAGCCACCCAUUUUAUUUGGUGCGACAAGCCCAGCAGCAGCAGCAGCAGACGCGCCAGAGUCUUCACCACAGACGCUUGUCUCGUUCAGCUCCUCCCCCACAUCAGCCAUCACCACAGCAACCAAUCCAUUCCAGCCAACAAGGUCAGUACCCAGAGGGCAUCUACCAAAGUCAUCAGGGCAUAAGAACCCAACCCCAUCAUUCCUCCACAGAGAUGCUCCACCAGAUGCACCAAGCUCCAGCACAUCACUCAUCUGCUGAGGUGCUCCAGCAGAUGCAGCAAGCCCACACCCAGUUUUCCUCAUCAGAGAUGCUCCAUCAAAUACACAAAGCCAAAGCCCACCACUCCUCGACAGAGCUCUUACACCAAUCUCAUCAAAUGCAGCCUCACCACUCCUCAGCAGAACGUCUCCAUCAAACUCAGCAGAUGCAUCGAGGACAGCCCCACCACUCAUCAAGUGAGCUGCUCCAUCAGAUCUAUCAACCCAAACCCCAUCAUUCAUCUACAGAGCUUCUCCAUCAAGCCCACCAGAUGCACCAACCCAAGCCACAUCACUCCUCCUCUGAACUUCUGCACGAGGUUCAGCAUGAACCCACCUCCCUGCCAACUCAGAUUACCCGUGACAGCCAAACCCAUCAGAGUCGGAAGAGUCUUAAAGGUCAUCAUCAGACGGACAUGUCGCUGCAAGGAAGACACAAAGACCAGCAAAUCCAACAGAUGCACCACCCACAAGCCACCAAACCGUCUCCUCAGAGACCACACUCCAUCCAGCAGACCCACCAUCAUUCCAGUACUCCUCAUAUCCACCACAUCCACCACAUGAUCCCACAGCCCCCUCCCCAGGACUACCAGCACCAGAUUCAUGUCAUCCAUCCUCCUCAGCAGCCUCACAGGCCCCAGCCACUUCUUACAACUUUUCAGCCCCUCCAGCCCCCCCUCUCCAGCUUCCAGCCUCUGCCCCAACACCACCACUCACAGCAGCAGGUCCAGUCCUCCACCCAAACAGCUCGUCCACAGUCACAGCCCUCACACCACCUCCUACAGACCCAGCAACCACCACAGUCACAGCCUCACCACAAACAGUCCCAAACCCAGAGUCAGCCCCAACCCCUUUCUCACUCCAUCUCAGACCCCACAGAGCAUCUGGAGCCUCCUCCACCCCCGCCCCUACCACCCCCUUGCUCACCACCUCCACUGCCAAGACCUACCCUGUCCAGGAUGGACUCCCAUCACAUGAGUGUGAAGAGGCUUCGCUGGGAACAGGUGGAGAACUCAGAGGGGACUAUAUGGGGACAGUUGGGAGAAAAUUCUGACUAUGAUAAGCUGCACGACAUGGUGAAGUAUUUGGAUCUGGAGCUCCACUUUGGGACCCAGAAGGGCUCAUUGCCUGCUCCAGAGCCGUCGCUCCAGCAAGAGACUUUCAAGAAGAAAGACGUCAUAGAAAUCCUGUCCCAUAAGAAGGCUUACAAUGCCUCCAUCCUGAUUGCCCACCUGAAGCUUUCUCCCCGCGAGCUGCGUCAGAUCCUGAUGAGCAUGGCCUCCGACAGACUGGAACCGUCUCACAUCAGGCAGCUGCUGCUGUACGCACCUGAUGCAGAGGAGGUGAAAAAGUACGAGGAGUACCGAGAUGACCCCGGCAAGCUCAGUGAACCGGACCAGUUUGUGCUGCAGAUGUUAUCGGUACCAGAGUACCAGACCCGUCUGCAGAGCCUCCUCUUCAAGUGUUCCCUGCAGGAGAAGACAGAGGAGCUGAAGGGAGCACACGACUGUCUCAUUAAAGCCUCCAUCGAGCUGAAAGCCAGCAGGAAGCUAGCUAAGAUACUGGAGUUUGUGUUGGCGAUGGGAAACUACCUGAACAACAGCCAACCUAAAACCAACAAAACAACGGGAUUCAAAAUCAACUUCCUGACAGAGCUGAGCUCAACUAGAACGGUUGAUGGGAAGUCCACGUUCCUCCAUAUUCUGGUCAAAUCGUUGUGUCAGCAUUUUCCAGACGUGUUGGAUUUCUCCAAAGAUCUAACCAUGGUCCCUCUGGCAGCAAAAGUGAACCAGAAGACCAUCACAUCGGAUGUGAAUGACAUCCACACAACUAUCCAGGAAAUUCGCUCUGCUUGUCAAAAGAUGCCCGUGACAGCCGAGGAUCACUUUGCUGUCGUCAUGAGUAACUUCCUGGAAAACAGUCAUCCAGCCCUCCAGUCGCUGGAGUCGCUCCAACAGAGAGCCAUGGAAGAAUUCAGCAAAACUGCCUCGUACUUUGGAGAGGACGACAAGGCCACGACCACCGAGGCUUUCUUUGGUAUCUUUGCUGAGUUCAUCAACAAGUUUGAGAGAGCUCUCAGUGAUCAACACAGCACGGAAAACCCAAAGAGUCCUAGGAGUCCACGUAUGGCAUCACCUCUGGCUUGGUAACACACACGCACACACGCACGCACGCACGCACGCACGCACACACACACACACACACACACACACACAAAUAUGCAUUUUAGGUGCAAUACCUGACAAAUAAGCUACAUGUUGGUGUCGAUUCUCAGUCAUCCAGUUCACUUUACCCCGAUUCAAGCACUUGGUAUUCUUGAGGUUUUCCAUGAACAGAAAAAUGAUGUUAAAGGUGUAAACUUUAGGUCUAUUUCUGUGUUUUAUGUCUCAGCUGUAUGAUUAUAGUAUCAAAUCAAUCAACAGAAAUCAAUUUAUUUUAUUUUCGGUCCAUCCUUACAGAUGGUUUAAGGUUUAUUUCUCUAUUCCUAUUUAGUGCGGUACGAUGGUUAUGCAUUAAAGUAUUUGUGGAACUUAGAGACAUAGAUACAUAUUUAACGUUAAAACGGAUAAACACCUUAACUAAAACAUGUUUAUGCACAUUUUGUGGUUAAAGAAUAAAACUACAGGAAGCUGUUUGUUACUUUUCCUGGACUCCCACCACGAUGAAUGUACCGUAGGUUGUUUAAGGCGUGUUGACAUGAGCCAGUUAUCUCCUCCUGUCCUGAAAACAGACCGUUUUAGUCACUAGAACAGUUUCCUUCUUUCUGUGUUUGCAGACUUUUCUGAUUUGUGCUCUAGUCUGAUAUGUGUUUAACUCCAGCUCCAGCUAUGAGCAGGCUGGAUGUCCCAGUGAGCAGAACUGCAUUUAUCAUGUGAAUGGUAGAUAUGGCACUCAUUAAAGUGUAACUGAGAUAUAUUGUUGCAUCUGUACAGAAUGGGAUAGUGUAAAGAACAUAUGAGAAAUCUGUUUUUUCUUUCAUUUUGUUGUAUUAGAGCAGAUUUUAUUGUUUAGUUUGGGCUGAGCGGACAGCAAUAACUCUAAAAUGAUCAUGUAGCAGAUUUAAUAAUACCACAUCAUGCUGUAGUCUCUCUGAUACGUCUGUAAAACUAUUAUAAUAAGCUGUGACUCUUGUAAGCUUUAUUUUUAAUGUAAAACUGAUAUGUUUGUUUAAAUUACAGAAUGUAACAUUGAAUCAUCAAGUCUGCAUUUUUUAUUGUAACAAAUUCUGACAAAUAUAAAGGGUUGCAUUAAGUUGGUUUUUGCCUUUUUAUUUAUAAUUAUUUUAAUAAUCCUACAAAAAUGCGUCUUUAGCACGUAGGCUGCAGCUCUUUUAUCAUGUGAUUACGCACCUG
This is a messenger RNA of Nothobranchius furzeri (turquoise killifish), 7589 nucleotides long. RefSeq names its product glutamate receptor, ionotropic, delta 2 (Grid2) interacting protein, a (gene grid2ipa). Gene Ontology annotation, molecular function: protein binding. NCBI's taxonomy places the organism in Eukaryota, Metazoa, Chordata, Actinopteri, Cyprinodontiformes, Nothobranchiidae. Gene Ontology annotation, biological process: regulation of DNA-templated transcription. The record is from RefSeq and is a predicted model, not a curated record.